This is a messenger RNA of Argiope bruennichi, 6768 nucleotides long. RefSeq names its product poly(rC)-binding protein 3-like. The coding region runs from base 364 to 1758 and encodes 464 amino acids. The transcript has 13 exons. Lineage: Eukaryota; Metazoa; Arthropoda; Arachnida; Araneae; Araneidae. Gene Ontology annotation, cellular component: cytoplasm; nucleus. Gene Ontology annotation, molecular function: mRNA binding. The record is from RefSeq and is a predicted model, not a curated record. Gene Ontology annotation, biological process: regulation of RNA metabolic process; regulation of gene expression.
UGAGUUUUCAUUUUGGAUUUGAUCAGGAAUUACUUUUAAGAGGAAUAUUCAAAGCUUUGUCAGGAGAUAGCAUUUUCCAACUUCGCGCUUAAUUUUGGAAAAGUGCCGCUGUAAUUUAAAGAAGUAUAUGGAAAUUUCUUAACAUACGAAAACGAAGCGGAAAACUGGAUGAGAAAUUUAAAAUACUUGUGAUAAUUGUGAUAGUGUAUUUAAAUAUGUGAUGGAUAAAAGUUAAGAAAUAAUCUUUCCCAUCUGCAGGAUACCUGUGAAAACGAGUGCAUUUUUUAAAAGGCCUUUAAUGGAAUAUUCUUAUCAUAAAGGAUUAUAACAACGUUUGCUGGAAAAAUUAAUCACUUGGAAAAAAUGUUUCCAUUUCUUCUGGAAUACCCCGGUUAUCACCCCCAGGUCCUCCCUCGACCACCCCCAACCAUGGCUGCUGUAGAUCCCUUGCCUGCAGAUGGCCCAUCCGUCACCCUUACCAUCCGACUCAUCAUGCAGGGAAAGGAAGUUGGGAGUAUCAUUGGAAAAAAAGGCGAUAAUAUCAAAAAAUUCCGAGAAGAGAGUGGUGCAAAAAUCAAUAUAUCCGACGGAUCCUGUCCUGAGCGUAUAGUUACAGUAACCGGGUGUACCGAUGCCAUCCUCAAGGCUUUCUCCCUCAUAGCGAGGAAAUUUGAAGAGGAUUUACAGAAUACUACAGCUGGAAUCAAUGUUCCAAAACCUCCAGUCACUUUACGACUCAUCGUCCCUGCUAGUCAGUGUGGUUCCCUUAUCGGAAAAGGAGGCUCCAAAAUAAAGGAAAUAAGAGAGGUCACCGGAGCUUCAAUCCAAGUAGCCAGCGAGAUGCUGCCUAAUUCGACGGAACGAGCUGUCACACUUUCGGGUACGGCGGAUGCUAUCAGCAAAUGCAUAUAUCAGAUAUGCUGCGUUAUGAUGGAGUCCCCGCCGAAAGGAGCGACAAUACCUUACCGUCCAAAGCCAGCCAUGCCCCCUGUCAUCUUUGCCGGAGGACAAGCGUACACAGUUCAAGGGCAGUAUGCAAUUCCACAUCCAGAUUGCCAAGGGGUGGAACUUAUGAACCCACAGCUGACCAAGCUUCAUCAAUUGGCUUUACAGCAUGCUCCGUUGCUACCGGGUCACAGCGUAGGAACACUUAGCCCACAAGGAUCUUUGUGCAUUCCCGCUUUGGCGACUUUGGCAGCCACCAACAGUUUAAGGCCUGGAACUGCGGCCACGGCUUUGGCAAGUGUCACAACUACUACAACCGAAAUGAAUAUCCCCAAUGAUCUGAUUGGGUGCGUUAUCGGCAAAGGAGGGGCCAAGAUAAAUGAAAUUAGGCAACUCUCAGGGGCAACCAUUAAAAUUUCCAAUUCUGAAGAAGGAUCCAAAGACAGAACCGUUGCGAUUUCGGGAACUCCAGAGGCUAUCAAUCUUGCCCAGUACCUCAUUAAUACCAGCAUGGAUUUGCAUAAGAACCUUGACCUGACCUCCAACCCUUCCUCGACCUCUGCCAACACCAUGUCGAUCACCAACACCCCCUUGGCUAUUCCCAUCAACCAACUGGUGAAGGCCAGUCCUCUCACCCUCGGCCUCAGUUCAGCCGCUGCCGCCGCUGCUGCUGCCGCUGCUGCCAACCAAACCACAAUCUUUGAUCUACAAACUACGAUCUCAAAUAGAAAAUCCCUCACUACCAAAUUGAGGGCCACGGCAACACACAACGGCAAUAAGAAAACGGAACGCAAUAAAUUCAGCCCUUACUAAAAACAAACAGCCAAACGAUCUAAUAAAAGUAUGGGAUGGCAAAGACAGAGGAAUUCGUUUGUUCCUUUUUAAACGAAAAACAGCGCCAAAAGUUCUACGUUCAGUCCCUAUCAAAGGAAUGUGGCGCCAAAGGAGUGUUCCAGUUUAACUUUAUAUAGAACCAGUAUUAUAUUUGUGAGCUCUUGUAAAAGAGAAUGGUUAGGAAUUUUCCACCAAUGAUGUAACAGGAAAUGUUCCUGACUGUAAAACAAAGUAGCUAGUCAGAACAAAGGAACUCAGAAGGUGGAUUCAUGUGAUGCUUCUAUCGAUGUAAAUAGACUUAUAUUGUUUUCCUGAUAUAGCCUUCCUAGUCAGUCAAGAGAUUUUUUGCAACCACACCAGGGAUAGCUUUUUUACAUAGCAGCUAGAAUUUCUAAGGAUGCCUUAUCAUGAUUAGGAUUUCGUGUCUUCUAGUCCGCCUUUCGAAGGAAUGCAAUAUACACUUAGGCAUUUAUUUCUCUCUUUCAAAAAACACCUUCCAGUCAAAGUGUUUAUGUGUGUCAGUAAAUAUUUAUUAACUUCUGAUAUCGGAUUGAAUCUUCCUGCUCUGAAGCAUCGGACACUGUUGUUGGAGCAAUAUGAAGAGUACAGAUGUCUGAGUUGAAAUAUGUCAUAUCAAGAACAAUUUCAUGAACUGAAAAUCUAGCUUCUCUUUGUUUCCCACCGUAACAGUUUUUUACAUGUAUUGACGCCAAUCAGAAGAUUUACCCUGGGACCAAGAUCAUUUUCUCCAACUAAUAGAUCUGUAGUAAAAAGAAAGAAUGUUUUUGCAUUUCUUAUUUCGAUCGCUAUUAUCUAUACCAUUUCUCACCAGAGAUACCUUAAUACAUUUUCCCCGUAGAGAUGUGGUGAGGAUUGGUGUAGUAAACCAGUUUUCUAAAGAAAUGUCUUUUGGUUAAAACUUUUUAGAGAAAAAUAAGUUUGUUGUCCCAAAGACUGGAAUCAGAGGGCUAGUAUCAGCAUACACAUUCUAUGCACUUAAAACAUUUAUUAUUUUUAUGGUAUGCAAAAAAUACACAUAUUACUCAAAAGGUGAGUAAAAAAAUAAUAAUGAAAAUUUCAUAGUUCCUUUUAUAUUUUAAAUGAAGAUAAAAACUCAGAAAUAACAGCUAUGCAAGUUUUAUAGUUCUUUUUAUAUUUUAAAUAAAGAUAAGAACUGAAAAAUAAUAGCUAUGCAAAUUUCAUAGUUCCUUUUAGAUUUCAAAUGAAGAUAAGAACUGAAAAAUAACACCUAUGCAAUCUUCAUAGUUCCUUUUAUAAUAUAAACAAAGAUAAGAACUGAAAAAUAGCAGCUAUGCAAUUUUCAUAGUUCCUUUUAUAUUUUAAAUAAAGAUAAGAACUGUAUUCAUAAAAAAAUAAACCAUCACAAACGAGUUUGUUUCGUUAUGGCAUUUGAAAUAAAGAGAUGGUUUAUGCAUCUAUUAAGAAAAAACUGAAUAACAAAAGCUACAUUUGCCUAUAAGUAUUGAUGAUGGACCACAGUUUUAUGUGUUAACAUAAGUGAAGUUUCAUAAAAUUGUGAUGCUAUUUUUAUGUGAAGACUUUUUCCAUAUUAUAUAGCAUAAUAUCUUCUUGUAUGUGACAUUAUCUCUAAAUAAGUUAUUUCCAAGCUUUUUUUUCAUUGAUUAAAAAAAAGAAUAUAUUUGAAAAAAAUAACUUCUGCAUAGAAAAACUUGCUGAUGAAAUUAAAUGUUGGAUGAAAGGAUAAACAGGGUGAAGUAGUUGUACCAUAGUUUAAAAUAUAUGUGACCGAUUAUAGGAAGCAUUUCAAGCAUUUAUAACUGAUCUUCUACCUUCAGAUAUCUCAUAAAGUAAAGAAAGAUUGUGCUUUUCUCUUUAUUUCCCCCUUCUUUUAUUUUUAACACGUUCGCUGCCAUGAUUUACGCUUGCAAUUUGGACCAUCUAUCUAAUUAAAUGACUUCUUUGAUCAUAACUGUAGUAGAGAAAGGGGAAUUUAAUUAGAUAAUAGAUGUGAACUAAUUAAAUAGCUUGUGUGAAUCACAAGCGAGUCACGUGGCAGCCAAUGUGUCAAGUCUUCGAUACUAGUUUCCUUAAGAGUUGGAUGUGAAUAAAAGUUUCCAUAGCUUAGGGCAAUGCAAAGCAAAUACUCUACUAAUCUAUUCGUUUAAAAUAGGCUUUUAAAAUUUCCCAUUCUUUUAUAGCAAAUUAAAAUAAAUUUACUUUUCGCAAGGCUAUUUGUAAAAGGUAUUAUUGUCUUAUUAAGAUGACACAGACACACUCUUUUUAAUAGAUUGAAAAAGAAAGUCUUUCCGUAUAAAACCUAUUGCACUUGUUAAAUAUGAGCACUCAAUAAACCUCUGUUUUAUUUUUGUUUAAAUAUUUUUUUAUGAUCAAAAUGAUAUUUUAACUGCGAACCGAACUUUUGUUACUUUCUCUAUUUUUACAUUUUAUUCAUUUAGCAUAAACAAAGCAUAUCUUUUAACGCGAAAUGCGAGAGAAAGUUAUUUUUAUAAACAUAUAUCUUUGUGAUUUGCCGAACGAAUAAAUGGAAUAUUUUAGAAAAUUUUGAAAAUUAUGUGUUUAUUUCUUAUAUCUUGAAUCUACUAAGAAUGCAUAGUUUGAAAAAAAACUAUUGAAACAUAUAACGCACAAUCUUAUUUUAAAAAAUGUGUAAAAUAUGUGGUGUAUUAUCUUUUUAAAGCAAUCGAUAAUAUAAAUUUAUGAAUCCCAUGGUUGUUUAAAGUUCUGUUUUUUCUUUACAUUCAUUGAAUAUAUAAAUUCCUAUUCAAAUCUUUAUUUUUUAAUAGGAUAAUCUAUAACUUUCAAAAAUAAAGACGCUUUUUUUUAGAAUUAAAACGCCGUUUAAAAACUACUAUUGACUAAAUUGUUACUUAUCUACUAAUAAAAUAAACAGCAGAAUAAAAAAAAGCAGAAAUUUAUGUUGAGAAGUAAUUCUUACUCAGUGCAUUUAUAGUUCUUUCCUAUACCAUGACUUCAUUUUCUAUUUUCAAUAUUUAGAGCGCCUCGGUUUGAAGGUUAGAAAAGCUAAUAACAUUUUCAUAAUAAAGUAAAUAACAAUAUUUCAUUUUAGAGGCAUUAAUUUUUUUAAAAUUUAUUCUAAAGCUUUUGGAAAUUUUUCUAUAAUAAAAGAAGAUAUCACCGUCGUAUCAGAAGGUAGAUGUUCAAUAUAUAUUUUAUUCAAUAAUAUUUCGAUGAAAAAGAAUAAAAGAAAAACAUUUUAAUUAUGAUUUUACUUUUGGUAUUAGUAGCAAAUGCUUCGCAAACAUUAGGUGUUGAAGUACCCGACGCAAAUCUAAAGCAAUACAGGCUUUCAAAUUUACAAUACAUCUAGUAAUAAUAUUUAUACAGCAGCAAAAAUGUGAGAAAUUAUAGAAGUAAAAUUUCUGUUUGUAAUAAGAAAAUUUUCAGCAAAAAAUUAUUACAUUUCUGAAGGAAAUUUCAUUUGUAAAUACGGAAUUUUAGAUUUUAGUGCGUAAAAAUUGAGAAUAAUCAUUUUUUGUUUUUUUGGUUUUUCAAAUUGUUUUUAUUAGAGUGCGUCUGUGUCAUCUAGUAAUAUUGCUGAGUGCUCAAACAAUUUUUUUCAAAAAUAAUUUACGCACAUUAUGCGUUCCCAAUAAACUUUUAAUCAAAUUAUUUGUUCAAUAUAUAAGAAAGAACAAAAAUAUAUAGAAUAGAUUUUGCAUAUAAAGCUGACAAAGUACAUUUUAUAUAUUUAUAAUCACCUACAAGUUGGAGACGUUUGUCCUUUUGACAGAACGUUAAACCACUUAUGAAGUAGCAAUCAGCAAAUAGUCGCUACUUCACUUAAAUAUGUAUUUAAUGGUAAUAAGAUUUAAAUACUUUCGAAGUUGUGGACGAGUUUUUUUUUUUUUUUUGUUGUUGUUUUUUUUUGUUUCAUUAUUGAACAAGCAGUGGCAUACCAGGUCGACUUCUUUGCAAUGCUUUAAUGAUAUUUACAUUUUCAGCACUGUAUUUAAAAAGAAUAUUUAACUAUUCAUUAUAUUUAAAUAUCCAUUAUAUAACGAAUAAUUAUAUAUAUAUAUAUAUAUUCAAUGAAUAUUUAAAUUUUUCAUAGAUUGUUAUGUCUCAAGUAUGCUUUGAAAGUACUAAAUGUGAUGUCUGUAUUUCUGUAACUGUGGAUAUUUAUCCGGAGUACCUUAUAACUUUGAGCCUGUUUUUACAGAAUGGCUGCCAUAAUUACUUUAUUAUAGCUCUUUUUGACGAUAUAUAAACCUAAGCUAAGAAGUAUUGAUUAUCUUUUUAGUCACUUUGAUAUUAUUCAUUCAGCUAGACGAAAACAAGUAGGCAAAAGAAAGACAAUUUCUGCGCUUUGAGUCGUAUAUUUAAUUUAAGCUUGGAGCCGAAGCACUAGCCAUCUGUAUUAGGCGAUUGCUGAAAUCGGUAGGUAACAGCAUUGGAAGUAGCGACGGUGUUUGAAAAUCGUGGUUUGAAAACUCGUCCAUAAACACAAUUACUGUGAAAUUGAAACUUCAGACUAGUUCAAUAUUUAUCAAAAUGUCUUAGAAUUUUAUUAAAUAAAAUAAUAUUCAUCUUUCAUUUAAUUCAAAACAUAUAUUACUUUAUUUGUUGUAACUGUUUCAUAGUUAAAAUUCACUUCCAAAUGUUUUAAAAUUUCCCUUUCGAAAAACGGAGAAAUAUUUUACCGAUUUAUAAUCAAUUACAUUUCAAUUUAUUUGUUUUUCCUAACUGAAAACUAUCCCCAUAUAGUGUGUAAAAUAUGAGAAUGAUGAUAAAUACUUAUGCAAUAAUUCAGAAAACUUGAAUACUGUGUCUGAACUGCCCUAAUAGGAUGGUGACUAUGCAAUAAAUAUCAGCUCGAUGCAGUAUUAAAUGAUAUACUAUGUGAUCGCGCAAUAUAUUUAUUUCUUAAAAUAUAUUUUCCUUCAAUGUUCACGUAUGUGCUAUUGUAAUAUAAUCUUUUAUGUACAAUUUAUUAAAAUGAAAUUAAAUUUUCUUCCUCUAAUGUAA